UAUAUACUGUAUUAUCUUCCAUUUGAUUUCUGUAUUUUCAGAGUGGAGGGAGGGCUUGAAAUUUUUGCUCUUUCUGCUUCUCACCUUCUUCCUAUAACUCCGAAAGCAUACACUUGUUUGCAACUGAGAUUUGGUACAGCAGAAAUGUCUCAUCAAACUAGGCCCUAUUGUUCUCUGUAGGUCACACUGGCUGUGAGGUUCAAGAUGAAUUGCAGGGGGAAAACAUAGAUGCAGGGGGACCAUUCAGGCCUUUGCAGUGGUCCUGACAAGAAAUACCAGUGGCCUGAGCUACGGUAAUGAGAAUGGUAGUGAAGGAGUGUAGACAGAUUGAAGAGAUGGAGUUAACAAAAUUUGUUGAUAAAUUAGAUGUUGAUAGGUAUGACAUAGGGGAGGCAGACAUGGCAGGUUUCUGGAUUAGAUACAUCGUGCUCCUUGCCUCUUUCUCAUUAUGUUUGUUCAACUCCUGCUUAACCUUAAAGAAUUCAGUGUGUAUGUUAACCCCAUGUAUAUGUGGAAGACCUUCCCACUCCACCUUCCACUGACUUAGGUGACCACACUAUGUGCUUUUAUAGCACCUGGCACUUCUCCAUGAGAGCAUUUUUUCUGUUUUGUACCUGUGAAUAUAAUUACCUCACAUCCAUCGUACACAUAAUCUUCACAUUCUUGACUUUGUCUUGUGAGGGCAAGGGCCACGUCUGUCUUAUUCAUCAUUAUAUUCCCAGCACCUAACAUGGUCCUGGGAACAGCAAUACACUUUUGGUGAAUAAACAAAGUGUUAUUUAUUGCUGUUGUCCACAGUGCCUGUUAGAGUAAUCAAAUAUAGUAAGUUAUCUGGGCUUUUUUGAUUCAUUUCUCUAGCUUAACUUUCAUUUAUUUUUUAUUUCCUUAAUAUCUUUCACUUUACCUUUUCUCAUACCUUUACAGUUUAGCUUACUGAAUAAAAGAAAAUUUAAACAUAAACAGCAAGAAAUAGAUUUGUGUGUUGUGGGUUUUCACAGUAUCUUCUAAAAGAACCGCUAGAUGGUUGACAUCUAAGAAAAUGAGGGCUUCAAAUCAUAAUAGUACUUAAUAUAUUUUAAAAUAUCACAAGUGCUUAACACAGUUGGUUGGAACAUUGUACUGACAAAGAGAGUCAAUGGGUGUGUGUUCAAUUUAUUUUAAUCAGAAGUAUUAGGACUGGGUUAUUUGAUGAAGUAGAUGAAUCAUUGCAAAUUCAUCAUAUCUCAAGGAAAAUGUAUUGAUAACACUUUAUAUUAUAGUGAAUAUAUACCUAAAUUAUAUUUAAAAACAGAAUGGUCUAAGAUAUCACUUAGUAGUCAAUACAAAAAAGGAAAUUGCAAAGAUUGAUUUAAGAAGAAAAAAAGUCUAAGCCAUGUAAUUUCUCAUUAGCACAGGGUGGAGGUAGGGGGUGAAAAAGGAAAAGGCUCUGACUUCUCUACCCUCUGCUCAUCUUUAAAAUGAGAGCAAUAUAUCUGUGAUCUAAAAGAUCCUUUCCAGCCCAAAUUCAAUUGCUGCAUAAAAUAUAAGAGAAUAUAUGAUGGGAAUUUUGCUUUCAGUUACAACUUACUGUUUAUUCUUCCCAAAGCCUCAGCUGUGCCUUGGUAAGACCUGACUUAAAAAAUCCACUCGAAUAAAAUGUUUUUUUAUUCAAUGACUUUAUUAAACAUAAUUAAACACAAAUGGUUUUUCUGAUUUCUGCUUUGGAAUCAAUUCUUUCAGCCUAAUUUGGAACAACAGUCUCUUUCAAAAUGUUUAAGAUGGAUUACUAUUACCUACCUUAAUCAAUUCAAACUACAGAAAAUGAAUUUUUACACUUAGUCGUGCCAUAAAUGUAUUCUUCUAUGGUUGUUUCUGUUUUAACAUGUGUUUUCUUUCUUUGGUUUAGAUUUCUGCUUUGGGACAGCCACACAACUAAUUCCUUAAAGUAGUUUUAUAUGUAAAACUUGUAAAGGAUCAGAACAAUGCCUCCAAGACCAUCAUCAGGUGAACUGUGGGGCAUCCACUUGAUGCCCCCGAGAAUCCUAGUAGAAUGUUUACUACCAAAUGGAAUGAUAGUGACUUUAGAAUGCCUCCGUGAGGCCACAUUAAUAACUAUAAAGCAUGAACUAUUUAAAGAAGCGAGAAAAUACCCUCUCCAUCAACUUCUUCAAGAUGAAUCUUCUUACAUUUUCGUAAGUGUUACCCAAGAAGCAGAAAGGGAAGAAUUUUUUGAUGAAACGAGAAGACUUUGUGACCUUCGGCUUUUUCAACCCUUUUUAAAAGUUAUUGAACCAGUAGGCAACCGUGAAGAAAAGAUCCUCAAUCGAGAAAUUGGCUUUGCUAUUGGUAUGCCAGUGUGUGAAUUUGAUAUGGUUAAAGAUCCAGAAGUGCAGGACUUCCGAAGAAAUAUUCUCAAUGUUUGUAAAGAAGCUGUGGAUCUUAGGGAUCUUAAUUCACCUCAUAGUAGAGCAAUGUAUGUCUACCCUCCAAAUGUAGAAUCUUCACCAGAACUGCCAAAGCACAUAUAUAAUAAAUUAGAUAAAGGGCAAAUAAUAGUGGUGAUUUGGGUAAUAGUUUCUCCAAAUAAUGACAAGCAAAAGUAUACUCUGAAAAUCAACCAUGACUGUGUGCCAGAACAAGUAAUUGCUGAAGCAAUCAGGAAAAAAACUCGAAGUAUGUUGCUAUCAUCUGAACAGCUAAAACUGUGUGUUUUAGAAUAUCAGGGCAAGUAUAUUUUAAAAGUGUGUGGAUGUGAUGAAUACUUCUUAGAAAAAUAUCCUCUCAGUCAAUAUAAGUAUAUAAGAAGCUGUAUAAUGCUUGGGAGGAUGCCCAAUUUGAUGUUGAUGGCUAAAGAAAGCCUUUACUCUCAACUGCCAAUGGACUGUUUUACAAUGCCAUCUUAUUCCAGACGCAUCUCCACAGCUACACCAUAUAUGAAUGGAGAAACAUCUACAAAAUCCCUUUGGGUUAUAAAUAGUGCACUCAGAAUAAAAAUUCUUUGUGCAACCUAUGUGAAUGUAAAUAUUCGAGACAUUGACAAGAUCUAUGUUCGAACAGGUAUCUACCAUGGAGGAGAACCCUUAUGUGAUAAUGUGAACACUCAAAGAGUACCUUGUUCCAAUCCCAGAUGGAAUGAAUGGCUGAAUUACGAUAUAUACAUUCCUGAUCUUCCUCGUGCUGCUCGACUUUGCCUUUCCAUUUGUUCUGUUAAAGGCAGAAAGGGUGCUAAAGAGGAACAUUGUCCAUUGGCCUGGGGAAAUAUAAACUUGUUUGAUUACACAGAUACUCUAGUAUCUGGAAAAAUGGCUUUGAAUCUUUGGCCAGUACCUCAUGGACUAGAAGAUUUGCUGAACCCUAUUGGUGUUACUGGGUCAAAUCCAAAUAAAGAAACUCCAUGCUUAGAGUUGGAGUUUGACUGGUUCAGCAGUGUGGUAAAGUUUCCAGAUAUGUCAGUGAUUGAAGAGCAUGCCAAUUGGUCUGUAUCCCGAGAAGCAGGAUUUAGUUAUUCCCAUGCAGGACUGAGUAACAGACUAGCUAGAGACAAUGAAUUAAGAGAAAAUGAUAAAGAACAACUACGAGCAAUUUGUACGCGAGAUCCUCUAUCUGAAAUCACUGAGCAAGAGAAAGAUUUUCUGUGGAGCCACAGACACUAUUGUGUAACUAUCCCUGAAAUUCUGCCCAAAUUGCUUCUGUCCGUUAAGUGGAAUUCUAGAGAUGAAGUAGCUCAGAUGUACUGCUUGGUAAAAGAUUGGCCUCCAAUCAAACCUGAACAGGCUAUGGAGCUUCUGGACUGCAAUUACCCAGACCCUAUGGUUCGCGGUUUUGCUGUUCGAUGCUUGGAAAAAUAUUUAACAGAUGACAAACUUUCUCAGUACUUAAUUCAGCUAGUGCAGGUCCUAAAAUAUGAACAGUAUUUGGAUAACCUGCUUGUGAGAUUUUUACUCAAGAAAGCAUUGACUAAUCAAAGGAUUGGGCACUUUUUCUUUUGGCAUUUAAAGUCUGAGAUGCACAAUAAAACAGUCAGUCAGAGGUUUGGCCUGCUUUUGGAGUCCUAUUGUCGUGCAUGUGGAAUGUAUUUAAAGCACCUGAAUCGGCAAGUUGAGGCUAUGGAAAAGCUCAUUAACUUAACUGACAUUCUCAAACAAGAGAAGAAGGAUGAAACACAAAAGGUACAGAUGAAGUUUUUAGUUGAGCAGAUGCGGCGACCAGAUUUCAUGGAUGCUCUGCAGGGCUUUCUGUCUCCUCUAAACCCUGCUCAUCAACUAGGAAAUCUCAGGCUUGAAGAGUGUCGAAUUAUGUCCUCUGCCAAGAGGCCGCUGUGGUUGAAUUGGGAGAACCCAGACAUCAUGUCAGAGUUACUCUUUCAGAACAAUGAGAUCAUCUUUAAAAAUGGUGAUGAUUUACGGCAAGAUAUGCUAACACUUCAGAUUAUUCGCAUUAUGGAAAAUAUCUGGCAAAAUCAAGGUCUUGAUCUUCGAAUGUUACCUUACGGUUGUCUGUCAAUUGGUGACUGCGUGGGACUUAUUGAGGUGGUGAGAAAUUCUCACACUAUUAUGCAAAUUCAGUGCAAAGGCGGCUUGAAGGGUGCACUUCAGUUCAACAGCCACACGCUACACCAGUGGCUCAAAGACAAGAACAAAGGAGAAAUAUAUGAUGCAGCCAUUGAUCUGUUUACACGUUCGUGUGCUGGAUAUUGUGUCGCUACCUUCAUUUUGGGAAUUGGAGAUCGUCACAAUAGUAACAUCAUGGUGAAAGAUGAUGGACAACUGUUUCAUAUAGACUUUGGACACUUUUUGGAUCACAAGAAGAAAAAAUUUGGUUAUAAACGAGAACGUGUGCCAUUUGUUUUGACACAAGAUUUCUUAAUAGUGAUUAGUAAAGGAGCCCAGGAAUGCACAAAGACAAGAGAAUUUGAGAGGUUUCAGGAGAUGUGUUACAAGGCUUAUCUAGCUAUUCGGCAGCAUGCCAAUCUCUUCAUAAAUCUUUUCUCAAUGAUGCUUGGCUCUGGAAUGCCAGAACUACAAUCUUUUGAUGAUAUUGCAUACAUUCGAAAGACCUUAGCUUUAGAUAAAACUGAGCAAGAGGCUUUGGAAUAUUUCAUGAAACAAAUGAAUGAUGCACACCAUGGUGGAUGGACAACAAAAAUGGAUUGGAUCUUCCACACAAUUAAGCAGCAUGCUUUGAACUGAAAUGAUAACUACGAAACGGAAAGCUCAAUAUCUGGAUUCUCUACUGCACUGUUAAUAACUGUCAACAGGCACAGACUGAUUGCAUAGGAAUUGCACAAUCCAUGAACAGCAUUAGAAUUUACAGCAAGAACAGAAAUAAAAUACUAUAUAAUUUAAAUAAUGUAAACGCAAACAGGGUUUGAUAGCACUAAACUAGUUCAUUUCAAAAUUAAGCUUUAGAAUAAUGCGCAAUUUCAUGUUAUGCCUUAAGUCCAAAAAGGUAAACUUUGAAGAUUGUUUGUAUCUUUUUUUAAAAAAUGAAACAAAAAAACCCCAAAAUAUAUAGAAAUGAUGGAGAAGGAAAAAGAAUGAUGUUCUUUUUUUGUCUUGCAAAUGUUCCGUUUUGAAAUGUGGACACAACAAAGUCUAUUAUUGCAUUAGGUCCAAGUAAACUGGAGUUUACUGUUAAAUUUACGUUAAGAUUGGAAAAGAAUGAAAAUUUCUUAUUUUUCCAUUGCUGUUCAAUUUAUAGUUUGAAGUGGGUUUUUUGACUCCUUGUUUAAUGAAGAAACAUGCUUGGGGUGGAAGGGACUCUUAAGAUUUCACCAGAGACUUUUCCUUUUAAUAAAUCAAACCUUUUGACAAUUUGGGAUCUUAUCUGCAAAGUUUUGGAAGCAGUCACAAAUGAGACCUGUUAUAAGGUGGCAUUUUUGGGUUUUUUUCUGGACAGUAUUUACAAGAAUCUGAUUCUUAUUUCCCAGGGAAAUUCUGGGCUCCCACAAAGUAAAAUAAUCAUCAUAGAGAAAGAAUGAGCAGGAAUAGUUCUUGCUCUAGAAUUGUACAGUAUUCAUCUUAGGUUGAUUUUUUUUUUCUCCUUUUGCAAUUGAAUUGAAUACAUUUUUCAUGCAUGUUUUCCAGAAAAUAGAAGUGAGUAUUAAUGUUAUUAAAAAGAUUAUUUUUUUUAUUAAAGGCUAUUUAUAUUAUAGAACCUAUCAUUAAUAUAUAUUCUUUAUUUACCUGAUCUGUCCCAUAGUCAUGCAUUGUUUUGCACCCCAAACUUUUUAUUGUUUGUAGCAGCAUGGUCAGCUUUUCUCUUGGUCUGUGGGUGAGGCUCAGGCACUGUCCCAUUUAUACCAAUAACUAGUGUAUAGCUAUUUAUGGAAAACAGAUGAAAGUUUAUCCUCUUUCCUUUCAUUUCUUUCUGUUUCCACAUGAAUCCCCCAUCUUCCAUCCUCUUUUAUAGUUGAGAAUGCCUCCAUCAUAUGAAAUAGUUACCAAAUUAACACAACUUAGAGUAUCUUCCUGAUUGCUCAAGCGCUCUACCGAGGUAUGCUCAUGAAUGCUACUUUAUAAUAUGGGGGAUAGAAACCAGGAACUUGUUACCUUGUAGGCUAUUUAUCCAAUAUCUCAAUAAGAAAAAGAGGACCUUAAACCAUUUUAAGAUCAUGUCCAAUUUCCAAGUGGUCAGGGCUCACUGUCCAACUUUAUUAAAUUGCAUUUGAGCAAAGGGUACAUUCUUAAACAUUUUGAAAAACAUUAACCCAAGCUGUAGGGGCUAAUGCUAGUCAUCAGUCUAGAAUCAGGUAUUUUACUCAGUAUUUGAAAUGAAUCAUUAAUGCCCUAGGAAAUAGCUUUAGCAAAUGUCCAGGUGCCACACCAGGAGAAGUGCAAUAAUUUAAUGACAGUUUUCUAGAUUAGGCAUAUUAUUGGAAUUCAACUUUAUAAAGAGUGCACAUUGUAUACUCUAGAAAAACAGCAUCACUUAAAAACUCUUCAUUUAUGAAAUCAGUUACCUAUAGUAGAAGUCUUGAAUAGUGAACAAGGGACUCUAAUACAAAUACUCUUAAUAUUUGGUUAUUUUAGAACCCUUAAAGGGCAUAAUUAUUGAAGAUUUAGGUACUUCACUAAAGCAUGUAUAUAAUAUUGCCAACAAGAAAAAUAAAUUUGAGGAUUAGGGGAACUUCUCUAAACUGUCUUGGGGGAUAGUUAAGAAGAAUUUAAACUCUGUCUUAAGCAGAAAACCAGAUAGAUUCUUUUGCAGAUAUAGAAGAUUUCAUAACUUAUUAAAAAUUCAUGAUUAACAUUUUGUGUCUUUUAGAUAUAUUUAGUUAAUACAUACUAACAUCCCAGUCUUUUGUAUGUCAGGGAUUGAUUACAGAAAAACUCAGUGAAAUGGUACAAAUCUGAAACUUUGAUGGUGGAAACUGAGAAGUUUUAACAGAGACCCGUGUUUUACCCAAGUGCCAAAAAAGCUUUGAGCUUCCUUGCACAAAAUUUACACAAUUCUUUGCAUUUUUCGCAUCAGUCCAGAUAGUCCCCUUCCCUUGGGACCUCUCCACCAUUAAAACACACGCCACAUAGCGUAUUUCAUCAUUUAUGUUUAUCUUCAAGAGUUACAACCAGAUUAAUUCUGUUUGAAGUAUAGACAAGUUUUAUAAGAAUAUGUAUUAAAUGAUCUAGCUAAAAGCAAAUUUUAAAUAAAUCCAAGCAGAGUGUAAGCAAACAACAUUAAAAAUAAGAAAAAAGGGACAGGUAGUGUUCAGAAGGUAAAGAAUCAAAACUUGAAUUAAAUGCUACAUGGGGUGACUAGGAUAUGCUUCAACUCAGUGAUAAUAUAGCUGCUUCCAAGUAUUUCCGGAUCAGAGGUCAAUUCCGAUUGGUCAGUUUCUAUGGAAAACCAUCCUUGUCAUUGAAUAUGGUAUAAGUGACCAUUGGCUCUACAAUUUCAUUUGGUCAUUUGAGCAAUAUUUCCUUCAAUGACUAUUUUAGAGAAAAAAAGAAAAGCAGGUUUAAAGGAAGUAAAAAAAUUUUAAACACAUUCCAGCAAGAAAUAAUCAACUGUUUGAAAAUCAUGGUUUUAAGUUUUGAUCAUAUUCUCAGCUAUACAAAAUCAUUUAUUUUGAAGACUUUUAGACUGCUGUUAAUUUGAAAUCUGUUAAUCAUAUUGUGGAAUUUGGUUUUUUAAAAAAGAUGUUUCUAAUUGGAUUUUUUAAAGAAGAAUGGAAUUUGAUUGCUAUUUUAUGACAGAACCUCAGCUUUUGGUGGUUCUUAGUGUCCUGUGUAAAACUUACUGUCAAAGUAAUCAACUUUGAGGUUUUCCCUUCUACUCUCCUUUAUAUUACAAGCCCUUUAGGAAAUGAGAACCUGGUGAAUAUACAAUGAAUUGUAAAAUAUUUUAAUGUGUAACUUUUUCAACUGUGAAAUUAUGACUAUUGGUUUUUUGAUGAAAACAGCUGCUGAUAAAGUAUUUUGUGUAAAGUGUAGUUCUUAUUAACCAGGAAAAUAAUCAAUGACUUGAUUAGAAUGUAUAUACCAUCUUGGAUUUUAUUUUAAAUUUAUUGGUGAUUUUCACAUAGGUAAAACAGUCCAUCUGUAUUCUUUUUUCCAUCAAAAAUUGAGUGAUGUGGCAUUAUAAAAAAAUUAUGAGGAGUCUGUUUUAAAGGCACCAUAGAUAUUUCACAGCACAUAAACUGGGAUUUCUUUCUUAAUGAUUUUGUAAUCUGUUUAAUUCAUAUUCUGACCAAUAGCCCAUGCUUGCCAACUCUUUGAAAGCAUUUAAUUUCCAGCAUUAUUUUAAAGCCAGCAGGUUAACUUUUUCUGAAUAAGUUCCUUUUGUUUCUAUGUCUGCAUAAACUGCAGACCUGGGCUGGACCCACACACUCAGAAUCCACCUUAGAAAAAUUGAUUUUGAUGUCCAAGACAUCACUAAAAUAUUUCAGUUUAAAGACCAUUUGUGGCAUUGAUGGAUUGUGGUGCUUCUACUAUUUAAAAACAAAUUUCAUACUUAAGAUGUUUUUGAGAAGAGGGGAAUGUGGAGGGAGGGGACAGAACAGGGAGGAGUUGCUUGAACAAAUUACAUUCUUCAUAUCCAUCCUGCUCACAUGGGGCACUAACAGAAGACAAAGUUGUGAGAGUAUAUUGUGCAUACCAUGGGAGAAUUCACUCUUCACCAAGAAUGGGAUUGUGAAGGCUGAACUAUAAGAUUCAGCAUUGACAGGGUCCUCAUAUUAAUUCUUGGUGACAGAGAGUAAUACAGCUGGGCUGUUUUGUAAAAUAUAAACACAAACCAUUUUUAUUUUUUAUUACAUUAAAAAUCGUAAAUGUAUCUUA
Messenger RNA from Equus caballus (horse), 9257 nucleotides. Lineage: Eukaryota; Metazoa; Chordata; Mammalia; Perissodactyla; Equidae. The record is from RefSeq and is a predicted model, not a curated record.